Puccinia graminis f. sp. tritici CRL 75-36-700-3 is the source of this 717-nucleotide messenger RNA. RefSeq lists its product as uncharacterized. Gene Ontology annotation, molecular function: hydrolase activity. The record is from RefSeq and is a predicted model, not a curated record. Bases 1 to 717 code for a protein of 238 amino acids. NCBI's taxonomy places the organism in Eukaryota, Fungi, Basidiomycota, Pucciniomycetes, Pucciniales, Pucciniaceae. The transcript is spliced from 5 exons.
AUGAACGGUGUCAAAGUUUAUGCAGCAAAUCCCACCAGUCAUGGCCGUGCAGGAAAACAAUCCCGCUCCAAAGGCCAAAAGGCCAUCUUGGUCUUUCCUGACAUUUUUGGAAUAGACUUGAUAAACGUACAGUUGAUCACAGACAAAUUAGCAACCGACUUGAACACGCCCGCCUACUUAGUCGACACCUUCUCCGGUGAUGACGUUCCUGAUGGCCCUCAACCCAAUCAGCUACCAGUAGGCUUUAAUAUCACCGAGUGGGGCAAGAAGCAUGGCCCCGAGCAAGUUCUUCCGCUCAUUGAAAACGUUAUCAACAAUCUCACUGCUCAGGGUGUGAAACGGUUUGCUGCCAUCGGGUACUGCUUCGGCGGGAAAUAUAUUUUCCUGAGCUCGGAUAGAAAUUGGAUACAAGUAGGAUCCACCUCUCAUCCCAGCUUGCUACAAGUACCAGAUGAUUUUCUGGAAUUGCGAGCGAAGAGCAAAGCUCCUCUUCUAAUCAAUUCAGGUGAAAUUGAUUCACAAUUCGGAGCUGAGGCACAGAAACAAUCCGAUGAAAUUCUAGGUGAUGGUAAAUACAAGCCGGGUUAUAAGAGAACCUAUUACCCAGGCGCCUCUCAUGGAUUUGGCAUUCGUGCUAACUUGAGCAACCCCGCAGAAAAACGGGCUUUCGAUGACUCCUACAAGCAGAUCGUGAAAUGGUUCGAUACCUACCUUUGA